Messenger RNA from Polychytrium aggregatum, 2592 nucleotides. RefSeq names its product Vps16, N-terminal region-domain-containing protein. The record is from RefSeq and is a predicted model, not a curated record. The transcript has 21 exons. Gene Ontology annotation, molecular function: actin binding. Gene Ontology annotation, cellular component: lysosomal membrane; endosome; HOPS complex. Lineage: Eukaryota; Fungi; Chytridiomycota; Chytridiomycetes; Polychytriales. Gene Ontology annotation, biological process: endosomal transport; vacuole fusion, non-autophagic; intracellular protein transport. Bases 45 to 2375 code for a protein of 776 amino acids.
CCCUCCUCGGCCCUGGUCAUCCGAUAAACGAGCACACCGGCACGAUGGCAACUCCAACCACAGACUGGACGCUGCUGCACGGCUGCUUUUACCUGAAGCAGGAAAUAUACACACUAUUCUGGAGCGAAGUCGAUAUCGAAAACAGCAUCAUCGCCGCCGCUCCGUUCGGAGGCCCCCUCGCUGUGAUACGAAACGAUACCAAGUUGCAUGAGCUCAGGACGAAAUCAACCAAGCCAACUCUGUCGAUUUACACCUCCUCGGGAGAGCUCUUGUCCCGCAUUGAGUGGGAAAACAGGAACCGGAUUGUGGGCAUGGGAUGGACAGCACAGGAGCGCCUCGUAUGCGUCCUGGAGAACGGAUUCGUCCGGAUCUACGAUCUCUUUGGCGAAGUCACUCAGCUCUCGCUGGGACAGGACUCCAAGGAAUACGGGGUACUGGAAUGCCAGGUCUGGGACAGUGGCUUGAUGGCGCUGACCGGAAACCUCAAGUUUGUCUUUAUCGCGGAUCUGGCAGACUCCCAUCCAAAGGAACUAGCGGAUGCAGGCCUGACCCAGGUACCGCACGCUUGGAUUGUGCUCGACCCCAAGUUGACCCUCAGCGGGCACCCCGAAGUCAUCAUGGCCGUUGGCUCCAGCAUCGUGACGCUCGACGGAAUCAAGUCGCAGCAACAGCUCCUCCAGCAGGGCCCAUUCAACAGAAUCGCAGCGGCACCAAACGGCAAAUUCCUUGCUCUCUUUUCAAGCACCGGAUCGCUGUUGGUGCUUACAUCCGACUUUGAAAAGAAGCUGGCCGAGUUCUCCACUGGAACCGAAGACGCUCCGCUCCAAAUGGCCUGGUGUGGCACAGAUACGGUCGUUGUACAUUGGAAAGACACCCUGCUGAUGUUGGGUCCAUUCGCAGACUGGAUCAAAUACAACUACGAGGGAGUGAUCCACGUUGUCACGGAAAUUGACGGAGUUCGAAUCCUGAGCCAUGACAAGUGUGAAAUGCUGAUGAAAGUUCCCGUCGAUUUGGAGAAUGUCUUCAAAAUCGGCUCGGUGGCGCCGAGCGCGAUUCUCUACGAUGCCUAUGACCACUUCCAGCGCAAAAGCUCCAAGGCAGAUGAAAACAUUCGGAAUAUCAAGGGUGAACUGGACGAGGCCGUCACCGGUUGCAUCAAGGCUGCCGGUCACGAAUGGAACACAGAGCGACAGAAGCAGCUGAUGAAGGCCGCGUCCUUCGGCAAGGCCUUCCUCGAUACGUAUGACCCUGAGCCGUUUGUGACAAUGGCCAAAACCCUCCGGCUUCUCAACGAACUUCGUCAUCCGGACAAGGGUAUUCCCAUCACCUUUGCCCAGCUCUCUGCGAUUGGCCUGGACGGUAUUCUGGAUCGCCUCGUCAAUCGCAGGCUUUACUUGCUGGCUAUCAAGAUCAGUGAGAUCUUUGAGAUCAGCGCCGAUCGCGUUCUGAUCCACUGGGCCUGUGCCAAGAUCAAAGACUCAAACGAGGGCGAUGACUACCUGGCCCGAGUGAUUGUCGAAAAGCUGUCGAUUCAGAGCCCGAACAUCUCGUUCACUGAGAUUGCGCAGACAGCGUUUGACGCCGGCCGAUCCUCGCUUGCCACUCGCCUCCUGGAACAUGAGCCACAUGCCAGCUCCCAGAUCCCAUUGCUGAUAAGCAUGAACGUCGACGACGUAGCACUCGACAAAGCUGUCGCAAGCGGGGAUAGCAACCUCGUGUACAAUGUCAUGCUCCACCUAAAACGGACGCUGCCGACAGCCGAGUUUUUCCGCCUGAUUGGAACGCAUCCACUCAGUGCGAAUCUAUUUGAAAAGUAUGCCAAAGUCACUAGUCCCGAGCUUCUGAAGGACUAUUACUACCAGGCCGACAAUCUCGGCGGAAGUGUCAACUUGAUGAUCGCCGAGUCCCAGGCACUGGACUCUACCCAACGUCUGGCGGUUCUAAGCUCUGCUGCUGAAAUUAGCAAUGGAAACAAGAGCCUCCAUUUCGCCAACCAGUCCAUCCACGAUGAAAUCACCCUCGCCAAUCUGCAAAAGAAGCUCGAAGCCGAGACGCGCCAGAACUUUUUGAAUCUCACCGUCAGUGAAACGAUUUUCAAGUGUCUCCUUCUCGAGCUGGGCUCCGCUGCAACCUCGAUCAAGUCUGAGCUCAAGGUCCCGGAGAAACGAUUCCAGUGGCUCAGUAUCAAGGCACUGAUCCAGACUCAGCGCUGGGAUCAGCUAGGAAAGUAUCUCAUGACAUGCCCGAAGAACGUGGCCAUGUCGGCAAUCACCUACGCACUAAACAACGGCUUCCGUGAGCCCGCCCAGAGGCUCGUGGCGAAUCUCGUAGCCAGCGGAAGCAUUUCCGAGAAAGAUGCAAGAAUGUUUGCAUAGCUCUGUUGCCGAGCCACUGCAAGCCAGCGUCAAUCGCGUGCCCCACGAUGCUUGGCUUCGUACGCCGAUUCCACAGUUGCUACCGUAGCCUUCAAUGGCCAGUCGGCCGGGAAAGCAGUUCCAAAUACAGGCCGUCGAUCUCUGUCGGUGGCGGUCGACUUGUGUGCUUUCGUCAUGGCGGUCCAUGUUCGGCGCUGUGGUGUUCAUGUGCCCACCC